AUGGAUCGGAGUUGGAUGACAAGACCACGCAUAACUGAAGAGUACGAGAAUGGGGUUGAAGAUUUCUUGCAAUUUGCUGUUGAAAAUGCUGCAGACUUUCGUGGGGUAUACUUCUGUCCAUGUGUGAAAUGUUUGAAUGGUCGACGACAAUCUUUGGAUGACAUUAGAACACAUCUGAUAUGUGAUGGUAUCUGUCCUACUUAUACAAGAUGGAUAUGGCAUGGUGAGUUAUCAGAAAUGUCAUCAACCCCUGCAAAUGUUGGAGUUCAUGAAGAAGUUGGUGAUCGUAUAGAAGACAUGCUACGCGAUCUUGGACAAGAGGGUUUUAGGCAAACACACGCACCAUAUUUUGAAAAGUUAGAUAAUGAUUCAAAGAAACCGUUGUAUGUCGGAUGCACUAAGUAUACACGGUUGUCAGGGGUGUUAGCUUUGGUGAAUUUGAAAGCAAGAUUUGGGUGGAGUGACAAAAGCUUCAACGAAUUACUGUUGUUAUUGAAGAAUAUGCUUCCUGAAGAUAACACGCUACUGAAGAAUCAUUACGAGGCAAAGAAGAUAUUAUGUCCUGUUGGAAUGGAAUAUCAAAAAAUACAUGCUUGCCCUAACGAUUGUAUCUUGUAUAGGCAUGAGUAUGCUGAACUGCGCAACUGCCCUACAUGUGGCGUGUCACGCUACAAAGUGAAUUCCAAUGAUUGCGGUGAAGAUGCAACCACAUACAAAGAUCGCCCAUCCAAGGUUUGUUGGUAUCUUCCAGUAAUACCAAGGUUUAAGCGAUUGUUUGCUAAUGCAGAAGACGCGAAAAACCUAACAUGGCAUGCUGAUGGCAGGAUCAAAGAUGGAUUGCUCCGUCAUCCUGCUGAUUCUCCUCAAUGGAAAACAAUUGAUCAGCUGUAUCCAGAGUUUAGCCAAGAUCCUCGAAACCUAAGGGUUGCUCUCGCUUCGGAUGGAAUGAAUCCAUUUGGAAACUUGAGUUGCAAUCAUAGUUCGUGGCCUGUUUUGCUAAUGAUCUACAACCUCCCUCCUUGGUUGUGCAUCAAGCGGAAGUACAUUAUGAUGUCUAUGAUGAUAGCCGGUCCAAGACAACCAGGAAAUGACAUUGAUGUGUAUCUUGCUCCCUUGAUUGAAGACCUAAAAAAAUUAUGGGUAGAAGGGGUUGAUGUUUAUGAUGGGAAUGCUCAUGAGACCUUCAAGUUGCGUGCCUUGAUAUUUUGUACCAUUAAUGACUUUCCAGCAUAUGGUAAUUUGAGUGGAUAUAGUGUGAAAGGCCACCACGCAUGUCCCAUAUGUGAGAAAGACACAAGUUACAUCCAAUUAAAGCAUGGCAAAAAGACAGUGUAUACAAGACACCGAAGAUUUUUAAAACCUUUUCACCCAUAUAGGCGAAUGAAGAAAGCCUUUAAUGGGACAUCUGAGAUUGACAGUGCACCGAUUCCUUUGUCAGGUGUUGAAGUUCUUGAUCGGGUGAACAACAUUACCAUUAUCUAUGGGAAGACACAAAAAAAGGAUGGCUCUGCAAACAAAAUUUGGAAGAAAAGGUCCAUCUUUUUUGAUCUGCCUUACUGGUGCGAUUUAAAUGUGAGACAUUGUUUAGAUGUUAUGCAUGUUGAGAAAAAUGUCUGUGAUAGUUUGGUUGGGACACUGCUUAACAUUAAAGGGAAGACAAAAGAUGGUUUGAAAUGUCGUCAAGAUCUAGCAGAAAUGGGCAUACGACAACAGUUGCAUCCAGUGUCAAAAGGGCUUCGAACAUAUUUACCGCCAGCAUGUCAUACGAUGUCAACGUCUGAGAAAAAAAGUUUCUGUCAUUGUUUGAAAAAUGUUAAAGUCCCACAAGGAUACUCUUCAAAUAUCAAGAGCCUUGUAUCUGUGACUGAAAUGAAGUUGGUUGGUUUGAAGUCUCAUGAUUGUCAUGUUUUAAUGCAGCAAUUGUUGCCUGUUGCCAUUCGUGGUAUAUUGCCUGACAAAGUAAGGGUUGCAAUAACUAGAUUGUGUUUUUUCUUCAAUGCCAUCUGUAGCAAAGUCAUCGACCCGAAACAGUUGGAUGAUUUGGAAAAUGAGGCUUCAAUUAUCGUUUGUCAGUUGGAGAUGUAUUUUCCACCAGCCUUUUUUGACAUAAUGGUUCACUUGGUUGUUCAUCUGGUUCGAGAAAUACGGUUGUGCGGGCCCGUGUAUCUGCGGUGGAUGUAUCCGGUAGAGCGGUACAUGAAGGUAUUGAAAAGUUAUACCAAGAAUCAAUAUCGGCCAGAAGCAAGCAUUGUUGAAAGGUACGUGGCAGAAGAAGCUAUUGAGUUUUGUUCUGACUACAUUGAAAAUGCUUCACCUGUUGGUCUUCCUCAAAGCCGUCACGAGUCUAGCCACCAAGGUAGGGGGAAACGAGGAUUCAAUGUUGUAACCAUGGAUCGCCAGCAACUGUCACAAGCGCAUUUAUAUGUACUAAACAACACAGCUGAAGUUAUACCAUACAUAGAUGCUCACAAAGAAUAUGUUACAGCUUGUCACCCAACCAUGAAUAUGAUGCGUGUGUUGCAGGAGCACAAUAAGAGUUUCGUCAAUUGGUUUAGAAAAACAAUAUUUGCUAGCGACAACACUUCUAAGACAUUAUCAUUGUUAGCUGUUGGGCCUAAUCUCAAUGUCUUGACUUGGAGGGGGUAUGAUAUCAACAAUUAUUCGUUCUACACAAAAUCCCAGGAUGAUAAUAGCACUGUGCAAAACUGUGGAGUAACGAUUGAUGCUCAUUCGGAGCACUUUAGUAGUGCAUUAGAUAACCAUCCUAUUCGAGCGUCCAUGCCUUAUUAUGGACUGAUUAAGGAAAUCUGGGAGCUUGAUUAUGGUGAAUUUAGAGUGCCUGUUUUCAAGUGCCAAUGGGUUAAUGGAAAUGCUGGUGUCCGACAAGACAAAAUGGGUUUUACUUUGGUUGACCUUCAAAAGAUUGGCUACAAGGACGAGCCAUUCAUCCUGGCAGCACAAGCAAGACAGGUGUUUUAUGUUGAAGAUCCCAGUGACGCAAGAUGGUCAGUGGUUCUUCAGGGUAAAACAACUGGUAUCCCUCCCGAUAUUGAUGUUUCAACCCUUGAUGUUAAUGACAUCCCGACGUUCUGCACAGAAAUGCCUUCGGUAAAUGCUGAAAAUGAGGAGGAUGAUGUAUUUGCAAAUCGUAUCGAUCAUGAUGAAGGUUUAUGGGAAAAUAUUGCUACUUGA
Molecule: messenger RNA, 3192 nt
Organism: Glycine soja
Lineage: Eukaryota; Viridiplantae; Streptophyta; Magnoliopsida; Fabales; Fabaceae
Exons: 1
Coding region: 1-3192 (1063 amino acids)
Source: RefSeq, a predicted model, not a curated record